CUUCUGUGCGCAACUGCUAGGAUCUCUCAAGUGCAUGUGGCAACUCAGCCCAGCUCCGGGUGGAAACCGGCGGCCGGGCUUUUGGAGGGUCUCGAAGGCCGGGGGAGCUGUCAAGACUGCGGCGGGGACCGGAGUGGAUCGAGGCGCGGGCGGCUGGGGGGAAGCACCCCCAACUUUCCACCCCAGCCGCAGCUCCUUCUGCCGCCGCGCAUUUCCUCCGAAACCGCGCCUGCGGAGCUACCCAGUGCAUGGGGCGCAAUACUUCCCCUUGUUGUGGGAAGUAAGGAGACUGCCCUCCCCGUUUUAAUUUUUUUUUUCCGGCUCGUCCUGGGGCUCUUUUUCUUCGGAGCAGUCGCCGUCCCCCUUCUGUCGUGCGCUCUGAGCAGGGCAUCUACAAUUGUGGAAAACUUUCUUCAGGAUUGUGACUAACUCUUAGCAUCACCUAGUAUGCUUAACUACAAUAUUUGAUCAGAAAACAUGAUAAAACGAAAGUCCAUCAGCUUGAUAAUGGAGGAGAACAAUGACUCCAUGGAGAACUCCCCGCAAGGCCCAGGGAGGAACAAUGCUGUGAAGUGUGGGUGGCUGAGGAAGCAAGGAGGCUUUGUCAAGACUUGGCAUACCCGGUGGUUUGUGCUCAAGGGUGAUCAGCUCUAUUACUUCAAAGACGAAGAUGAAACCAAGCCCUUGGGUACAAUUUUCCUGCCUGGAAAUAAAGUGCUUGAACAUCCCUGCAAUGAAGAGAGCCCAGGAAAGUUUCUUUUUGAAGUAGUUCCAGGAGGCGAUCGAGAUCGAAUGACAGCCAAUCAUGAGAGCUAUCUCCUUAUGGCGAGCACCCAGAAUGAUAUGGAAGACUGGGUCAAGUCCAUCCGCCGAGUCAUCUGGGGACCAUUUGGAGGAGGCAUUUUUGGACAGAAACUGGAAGAUACUGUUCGCUAUGAGAAGAGGUAUGGGAACCGCCUGGCUCCGAUGUUGGUGGAGCAGUGUGUGGACUUCAUCCGACAAAGGGGGCUGAAGGAGGAGGGUCUCUUCCGACUGCCAGGCCAGGCUAAUCUGGUCAAGGAACUGCAGGAUGCUUUUGACUGCGGAGAAAAGCCGUCAUUUGACAGCAACACGGAUGUACACACAGUGGCAUCACUUCUUAAACUGUAUCUCCGAGAGCUCCCAGAACCGGUUAUUCCUUAUGCCAAGUAUGAAGACUUUUUGUCUUGUGCCAAACUGCUCAGCAAAGAAGAGGAAGCUGGUGUUAAAGAAUUAGCAAAGCAGGUGAAGAGUUUGCCAGUGGUCAAUUACAACCUUCUCAAGUAUAUUUGCAGGUUCUUGGAUGAAGUACAGUCCUAUUCAGGAAUUAACAAAAUGAGUGUGCAGAACUUGGCCACUGUCUUUGGCCCUAACAUCCUACGUCCCAAAGUGGAAGAUCCCUUGACCAUUAUGGAGGGCACUGUGGUGGUCCAGCAACUGAUGUCAGUAAUGAUUGGCAAACAUGAUCGCCUCUUCCCCAAAGAUGCAGAGCUGCAAAGCAAGCCCCAGGAUGGAGUGAGCAACAACAACAAUGACCUUCAGAAGAAAGCCCUCAUGGGGCAGCUACAGAACAAGGAGAACAAUAAUACCAAGGACAGUCCCGUAAGGCGGUGCUCUUGGGACAAGCCUGAGUCUCCCCAAAGAAGCAGCAUGGAUAAUGGAUCCCCCACAGCUCUGCCAGGCAGCAAAACCAACAGCCCCAGGAACAGCAUCCACAAGCUGGAUGUCUCUAGAAGCCCCCCUCUCAUGGUCAAAAAGAAUCCCGCCUUCAACAAGGGCAGUGGGAUUGUCACCAACGGGUCCUUCAGCAGCAGUAAUGCUGAAGCACUCGAGAAAGCCCAGACCACUCCCAAUGGGAGCUUACAGGCCAGAAGGACCUCUUCCCUGAAGGGGUCUGGUACCAAAAUGGGCACCCACAGUGUGCAGAACGGAACCGUGCGCAUGGGCAUCUUGAACUCUGAUACCCUGGGGAACGCCGGGAAUGGCCGCAGCAUGAGCUGGCUGCCCAAUGGCUACGUGACCCUGAGGGAUAAUAAGCAGAAAGAGCAAGCAGGAGAGUCGGGCCAGCACCACAGGCUCUCCACCUACGAUAACGUCCACCAGCAGUUCUCCGCCAUGAGCCUCGACGACAAGCAGAGCGUCGACAGCGCCACCUGGUCCACGUCCUCCUGUGAGAUCUCCCUGCCCGAGAACUCCACCUCCUGUCGCUCCUCCACCACCACCUGCCCGGAGCCAGACUUUUACGGUGGGAACUUCGAGGACCCCGUGUUGGACGGGCCCCCGCAGGACGACCUCUCCCACCCCGGGGACUAUGAAAACAAAAGCGACCGCAGGAGUGUGGGCGGCCGCAGCAGUCGGGCCACCAGCAGCAGCGACAACAGUGAGACCUUCGUUAGCAACACCACCAGCAACCACAGCGCCCUGCAUAGCUUAGUGUCCAGCCUCAAACAGGAAAUGACCAAACAGAAGAUAGAGUAUGAGUCCAGGAUAAAGAGCUUAGAACAGCGAAACUUGACUUUGGAAACAGAAAUGAUGAGCCUCCAUGAUGAACUGGAUCAAGAAAGGAAAAAGUUCACAAUGAUAGAAAUCAAAAUGCGAAAUGCCGAACGGGCAAAAGAAGAUGCAGAGAAAAGAAAUGACAUGCUUCAGAAAGAGAUGGAGCAGUUUUUUUCCACGUUUGGGGAGCUGACAGUGGAACCCAGGAGAACCGAGAGAGGAAACACGAUAUGGAUCCAGUGAGGGGACUUUCCCCCGCUGUGUCGAGUGGCCCUGGGAAGGACUCUGGGGAUUCUGGUGGGAAGAUUAUAUAGGACCAGGUGGCUGGUCACCUGGCUGUACAGAGCUCUAGCUGGGGAAGGCAUAUCAUUUAUAGACAUUACCCACCCAUAUCUGCAAUGUGUACCAAAGUUGUAUCAUGUCCCAUAAUGCUACUGUUAAGUAUUACAACUGGAUAUGUGUAUAUAGAGUAGUUUUUAAAAAGUAAACUAAAAACAAGAAGCAUAUCUCAAGAAUUAUUUUAUUGCCAGUCUUGUAUUUAAAAUGUUAAAUCAGUAUGUCAUUGCAAUUUAGCUUGCUUUCAAGCUUCACCCCUUGCACUUAACAUAAGCUAUUUUUGGCAUUGUGUUAUCAUCAGCUUAUUUUAUAGAUCAAUAUUUUUAUUUCCCCUUUUGCUGAGGAAAUGAAGAUAAGCAGAUAUAUAAAUAUAUAAAAAUAUAUAUGAGAUGAGUUAUUAAAAUCAAAAGAAUACUUUGUGGCUGUGCUGUUUGUGCCAAUAGACCUUGCCGUGACCAAAAAGAGAAAUGUCAAUAAUUUUAUAAAAUACAAUGGAAUCCCCAGGAAACUUUGAAUCACUCUAUGAAUUCUGCCCUUGAUACUGCUCAGUUUUCUUGGGGAGAUGGUUUGACACAGGAAAUUUUAGAUUAUGUAAAAAAGUCUCCUUCUCAAGUCCCCUGGUCUGUCUUGCCCAUGCCAUAGACCCAUGUCUCCUAUGUAGGAUGCACUUUAGUGGGGGGAAAAAUCAUUUUAAAAAAAGAGCAUUUAAGUAGUCAUGCCUUGCAUUACUCUUUCUGCUGGAUGGUUAUGAGAGAAAAUUCUUCCUGCCAUUGGGAAGUUGAGAAACAAUGUUUGCUAAUUAUGGUGUCCACAUUGAGCACCUGUCCUCGACUCCACCCCCACCCCCAUACCAACCUCCCCCUGCCCUGAACUGCCCUUUGGAAAUGGAAACAGUGAAAUAGUAUUACCGUAUCUUUCUCAGUUAAACUGCUGGAGUGCGUGCCUUAUAUUCUUCUUUUGCUCAGGCUGACUGUUCUGUUGUCAUCUAGGAUCCUUUCUGAACGACAGCUGGCAAAGGUAGUUUGAAGCCAGAGGGAGGUGAUGGAGGGAAAAGGGACCAGGAGAAGGAGGAGACAGGUUGGAAGAAGAUAUCUGGCUUCUAAUUUGUUUUUUUACAAUAUUGUCCUUCCCUAUUAAAACAUAGUUAUUCACAAUAAUUUUAAAAUGUGAAUCUUUAAAAGUCCAAUGUUGAUAAAUUUGUGAACAUCACUAAUGAUAACUUUCCAGACUCUCUAGGACUCUCUGGAGCUGGAGAUUGGAGAGAACAAUUCCUCACAAUUAAAUAAGGCAAUGAGUUUGAGAAGCAAAGCAAAUAAAACUUUCUCAGACUAGAACAGACAGUCACAAAAGGCAUAAUUAGAAAUAAAUACUACUUGAGUUUA
Molecule: messenger RNA, 4232 nt
Organism: Dama dama (fallow deer)
Lineage: Eukaryota; Metazoa; Chordata; Mammalia; Artiodactyla; Cervidae
Gene: ARHGAP24
Product: Rho GTPase activating protein 24
Exons: 11
Coding region: 478-2757 (759 amino acids)
Biological process (GO): signal transduction; wound healing, spreading of epidermal cells; negative regulation of ruffle assembly
Cellular component (GO): focal adhesion
Molecular function (GO): GTPase activator activity
Source: RefSeq, a predicted model, not a curated record